Molecule: messenger RNA, 1690 nt
Organism: Eurytemora carolleeae
Lineage: Eukaryota; Metazoa; Arthropoda; Copepoda; Calanoida; Temoridae
Product: probable cytochrome P450 6a13
Exons: 4
Coding region: 23-1690 (555 amino acids)
Molecular function (GO): monooxygenase activity; oxidoreductase activity, acting on paired donors, with incorporation or reduction of molecular oxygen; heme binding
Source: RefSeq, a predicted model, not a curated record
UGCAUUAAAUGUAUACUCCAGGAUGCUGUUUGAGAUAGGGCUACUGGUGCUAACUAGUGUUCUGUACAUUUACUAUGAAGUCACAAAGCAGUAUGGAUUUUUCAAGGAUCUCGGAGUUCCAUUUUUAAAGCCCUCCUUUCCUUUUGGGAGUGAAAAUGGAAAGAAAAUGUUUUUGGGCAAAAUUGCUCUUCAAAACACUGAUGUUGAGGCGGUUAAAGAGUUUCCAAAGGAGAAAGUAUUUGGCUAUUUCCUUAUAGGUCAGCCAGUUUUUGUCAUCAAUGAUGAAGAACUAGCAAAGAAGGUACUUAUCAAAGAUUUUGAAUACUUCACCGAUCGUAGAACUUUUGACACAGCUGAUCCUAUUGCCAAUGCCUUUCUCACAAAUCUCACUGGAAUGGAGUGGAAGCAAAUGAGAUCUAUGCUCAGUGGAGUAUUUACCAGUGGGAAACUCAAACUAAUGGCCAAGCAUAUGGAUAAAGUUGGAAAAAACUUUGAAAAAUAUGUGGCAUCAAAAGCCAAAACUGGAGAGGAGAUAGAUAUGAAAGUAGUUGGUGGUCUCAUGACUUUAGAUUCCAUUGCCUCUGCAGGUUUUGGAAUUGAGGUUGAUUCCUUCAAAGAGCCAGAGAACACUUUUAGAAUUAUGGCCUUGACACUUGUUGGAGCUCCGGGCUAUCGUUCUCCUCUUGACAUCAUAAAAUUUUUUUUUUUUGCAAUUUUACCGAAGGUUGGAAAGUUUUUAAAAAUCUCUUUUUUGAAACCUCAGGCAGUCAACUUCUUUUCUAAUAUCCUAAGAAAUGCCUACAAAAGAAGAAUGGCAACUGGGGAGAAGCGCAAUGAUAUAAUAGAUGUUAUCGUUGAAGAACUCCGAUCUACAAAGACAAAGAAGCCACAAACUUUUGAAAGUGAUUUUGAGAAAGAUGCUGCUCUAGACACAUCAGGUCUGAAAGAUAUAAGAGAAACUGGGUUAGAUGAAGAAAUACUACUGAUAUCCAAUGCUCUGUUGUUCUUUUUUGCUGGAUUUGAAACUACAUCUUCUGGAAUUUCAAUUAUUUGUCACAAGCUUGCUCUUUACCCGGAGCUGCAAGACAAGGUAUUUCAAGAGAUUUCUGAAAUUCUUGGGGAAAGUGAAGAUGUCAGCUUUGAACAACUUCAGGAAAUGAAAUAUUUAGAUAUGUUUAUAUCCGAAUGCUUUCGUGUUACAACCUUGUUGUCAGCUCUGGAACGUAAAUGUGUCAAAGACUACUUGAUCCCAAAUACCGAUAUCAUCAUACCAAAGGGGCGCUUUGUCAAAAUAUACACCAAUGACAUAAGUGUACGCGAGGCCAACUUCAAAAAUCCAAAUGACUUUGAUCCAGAAAACUUUGCUCCUGAGAACAAUCCCAAUAAGUUUGGAAUGAUGAUUUUUGGCCAAGGUCCACGGAAUUGUAUUGGAAUGCGUUAUGCUCUCCUGACGAUCAAGAUAACAAUGGUCUAUCUGCUCAGGAAUCACAGAGUAGUAAGAUCUGGAAAAACUACAGAUGUUCUUGAGGUUGACCCAGCUAACUUUAAUCUUUUCAAGAACGGAGUUUUCAUGNCCCCCCCCCCCCCAUCAGCAGGAAUAGGGUUAAAAAUGUCGAUCACAGAGAUCUGUGAUGUCGAUUUGCUCAUGGCCCUGGAACUACCCUCUAUCCAGCUUAUUCCAGGGUCCUGA